GCAUCCCCAUCCUCGGCGUCGCCCGGCUCGGCGCGCGGGCGAGCGGGCGCGGGCGGCCGGAGCGCGGCGGGCGGAGCGCCAGGCCGGCCAUGGCCACCACCAGCACCACGGGCUCCACCCUGCUGCAGCCCCUCAGCAACGCCGUGCAGCUGCCCAUCGACCAGGUCAACUUUGUAGUGUGCCAACUCUUUGCCUUGCUAGCAGCCAUUUGGUUUCGAACUUAUCUACAUUCAAGCAAAACUAGCUCUUUUAUAAGACAUGUCGUUGCUACCCUUUUGGGCCUUUAUCUUGCACUUUUUUGCUUUGGAUGGUAUGCCUUACAUUUUCUUGUACAAAGUGGAAUUUCCUACUGUAUCAUGAUCGUAAUAGGAGUGGAGAACAUGCACAAAUAUUGUUUUGUGUUUGCUUUGGGAUACCUCACAGUGUGCCAAAUUACUAGAGUCUAUAUCUUUGAUUAUGGACAAUAUUCUGCUGAUUUUUCAGGCCCAAUGAUGAUAAUUACCCAGAAGAUCACUAGUUUGGCUUACGAGAUUCAUGAUGGGAUGUUUCGAAAGGAUGAGGAACUGACUUCAUCACAGAGAGGUUUAGCUGUAAGGCGCAUGCCGAGCCUCCUGGAGUACCUGAGCUACACCUGCAACUUCAUGGGCAUCCUGGCGGGCCCGCUCUGCUCCUACAGAGACUACAUCAUCUUCAUCGAGGGCCGGGCGCAACACAGGGCACAGCCAAGCCCAAGUGGGAAAGAGGAAAUGCCAUGUGAGAGAGCAGAGCCGUCCCCGAACAUCGCAGUUAUUCAGAAACUCUUAAUCUGUGGACUUUCCUUAUUAUUUCACUUGACCAUCUCUAAAACAUUAUCUGUGGAGUAUAACAUUGAUGAGCGUUUUCAAGCUACAGCCUCGUGGCCGACAAAAGUUGUCUAUCUCUACGUCUCUCUUUUGGCCGCCAGACCCAAAUACUAUUUUGCAUGGACGUUAGCUGAUGCAAUUAAUAAUGCUGCAGGCUUUGGCUUCAGAGGAUAUGAUGAAAAUGGAACAGCUCGUUGGGACUUGAUUUCCAAUUUGAGAAUUCAACAAAUAGAGAUGUCAACAAGUUUCAAGAUGUUUCUUGAUAAUUGGAAUAUUCAGACAGCUCUUUGGCUCAAAAGGGUGUGUUAUGAACGAGCCUCCUUGAGUCCAACCAUCCAGACGUUCAUUCUGUCUGCCAUUUGGCACGGGGUGUACCCAGGAUAUUAUCUGACGUUUCUAACAGGAGUGGUGAUGACGCUGGCAGCGCGAGCCAUGAGAAAUAACUUUAGACAUUAUUUCAUCGAACCUCCCCAACUUAAAUUAUUGUAUGAUGUUUUAACGUGGAUAAUGACUCAAAUAGCAAUAAGUUAUACAGUUGUGCCAUUUGUACUUCUUUCCAUAAAACCAUCAUUCAUGUUUUACAGCUCCUGGUAUUACUGCCUGCACAUUGCUGGGAUCUUAAUAUUAUUGUUGCUGCCGGUGAAAAAAACUCAAAGAGGAAAGACUACACAUGAAAAUGUGCAGCUGUCGCCAUCCAGAAAGUUCGAUGAAAGAGAAAAUUCUUUGGGACAGAAUAGUUUUUCCACAACAAACAAUGUUUGCAAUCAGAAUCAAGAAAUAGCCUCUAGACAUUCAUCAUUAAAGCAAUGAAGGGGAAAACACUCUGAUGGCUAUUUUGUCUCUGUUAACAGAAACCAAUCUUAGCACCUUUUGGAGGGAUUUGUGUUCGUUUGAAAAGAGAUGAAGUGGGGGGCAAAUGGGACAGAUCUAGAUGGGGAGUUUCCAGUAUACCAGAUUGGGAAUGGAGCGAAUAACCCCUCCCAUGCCAUGUCCCUGGGGGCCACGCCUUAUAUAAAAAUAUUUCCAUGAUCUCAAUGGGCACUCAGGACCUCUGCAGAUGUUGUAGGGUGGUACGUGUGCCCCUCUUGCUGAAUGUAUGUUGCGUAUCCCAAGGCACUGACGGGGUGAAAGGGUAACCGUGUCAAUCUGGAGGAUGGACAAAAAUUGACUUUUCCAAAUGAAUGUCUUGCCUUAAACCCUCUAUUUCCUACCAUAUUGUUCCUAAAUGGUAUUUUCAAGUGUAAUAUUGUAAGAACGCUAUUUCAAUAUUUGAUGUCAUGGUCUUGUAAAGGAAUUCCAGAGGAAUUUGAAACAGGAUAUUUAAGAUCGUGGACACUUUAAAAAUGCAAUAAACAUCUCAGUAUUUGAAGGGUUUUCUUAAAGUACCUGAAAUGACCAUUGUACGUAGCGAAACUAAACAGAAAGGGAUGCCAAAUUAUAGGUAGCUUAUUUUCCUGGAGAAUUUAAUUACUUUGUGUCGGUCAGAGCCCAUCAAGGGAGAAUUUCUUCAACAUAAUUAAAGGUUGGUAAUGCGAUAUUUUAAACUUAUUUUCUUAAAAAAAAAAAAAGGAAAGAGAACAAGAGAAGAUGAUGAAGGAAGGAAGGAAGGAAGGAAGGCAGGCAGGCAUGGAUGAAGAAAGCACCAUGUGGACUGGAGCUGGUGGCAGCUGGGGCAGGGCACAGACCAGGUGCUCAGCAGAGUGCUUUUCCCCUUCAUGUAUCUGAGUUCUUUUUGAUUCUGUAAGAUGUAGAAGUGUAAUGACUUUUUAAUAUGUUGGACUUUUAAAUGAAAUUUGCCAGGCAAAAAUCAUAUAUAAUUAUGGCAGGAUUAGGAAAAUAAUAGUGGUAGAUGGCACGAGGGCUGUGUAGGAGAAAUCACUGGGUUAAGGUAACAAUCUGUCUAAUCGCUUCCUUAUCCUUGACAGCUUAAGUCAUAAUUGGGAACGUUUUAGGGAAAUGAAAACUUACAGUCAUCGGGUCUGACCCACCUUUUUAGAGAAUAAAAGAAAUUAGUUUCCAAACUCUUAAAUUCUCACUUUCAAAUUUGGCUCUUAACACUUUUUAAUGAGUUUUAGGUUCUAUGAGUAGGAAAAAAACAUGCUUCUAGCAUAUAGACCAUUUUCACCACAGUUAAUCUCAUUGAAUUAUCAGAUGUCUCUGUUAACCCCACAGUCUUGGGGUGGCCGCAGUGGCUGAAAGCAGAAGAGUGGGCGGCAAGGCCACCCUGGUAUGGGCUUCAGGCACAAGACUUGGAGGUGAGAGAGGAGGUGAGCGGGGCCUUCUGACUCCACCUUUAUUUGACCACUUUAUUUCCUUUCUUGCCUUAAAUUUUCAAUGAAAUGCAAAUUGUCUAUGGUGAGUAUAUAUAUAUAUUUUUUAAUUUUUGUCGUGAAUAAGUUUGCAAAUGCAGUUACCGCAGAACAGCCAUCUGGCUUAAGCUCUGUGGUUUUUCAUUUAAAGAAGAAAGAAUAACAACUAUACCAGGAACUUUUGAGGUCCUCAUCAGCAAAAAUAUCAGUGGAUCUUUUUUAGAACUUUAGAAAUAUCCUAGUCUUCGAUUAUGUAAGAUGUUUUUAUUUUUCUAAAGGUAAAUUUUUUCCACCUGCCGAGGUUAGCCAAACCCUGUUACUUCCCAGAAAAGGAGAGGUAGCUAAAUAAAUUUUCUCUGUUUUCCCACACACUGAAAUUAAGCCAGCUGUGGGGUUUGAGAGGAUAGAAAAGAAUAAUCAUGGAAAGUAUCUGCCCCUAAAAGAUCUCCUUAAUUAAUGCUGCAGAGAUCUGAUAACUACUUUAAAAAAAAGGUAGAUAAAUUUAGGGUUUAAAGGACAAGUCUAGACAUGUUGUAAGUAAAAACAAGAAAGCUUAACAAAACUCUUUCUCAGCCCAAGUGGCCAUUUAUAAAUAAUCACUAUUUAUUUCUAUUACCUGUGUCAUUUCUCAGCCUCAAAACCUAAAAUCACUGUUACCUAUUUCAUGACGCUGUCAUUGCAGAGAGCAAGAUGACUAAGAAUUCUCCAGUUCCUUUGAAGAUAAUACAUUAUCUAUACAAUUUGAGUGAUUUUCGUCCCCUGGAUCAACUAAGUUUUGUUUGUUUGUUUCUUGGGGUUUUUUUUUUUUGGUAUGAAAUGGGUUUUGGAUAGCUUUUCUCUAAUUUUGGAGGAAUUAAAAUAAGUUUGUAACCUAGUAGAAAAGCUAAAGAAAUAAUUCUAAUUCUCAACUUGACUUUUCUCCUCAAGAAGAAACUUUUUGUGUUCUAUGAAAUGAAUAUAUCUGCUUGGAGUGUUACAAGGGUUAAUGCUUCCCUUCUACUUAGAGUAGAAGAUUUGAAAACUGGUGUAUAUCUCUACAUACUGUUAAGUAUAAAGGGAUUCAUUGUA
Molecule: messenger RNA, 4219 nt
Organism: Nyctereutes procyonoides (raccoon dog)
Lineage: Eukaryota; Metazoa; Chordata; Mammalia; Carnivora; Canidae
Gene: MBOAT2
Product: membrane bound O-acyltransferase domain containing 2
Exons: 13
Coding region: 90-1652 (520 amino acids)
Biological process (GO): lipid modification
Cellular component (GO): membrane
Molecular function (GO): acyltransferase activity
Source: RefSeq, a predicted model, not a curated record